This is a messenger RNA of Lucilia sericata (common green bottle fly), 2532 nucleotides long. RefSeq names its product serine/threonine-protein phosphatase alpha-1 isoform (gene Pp1alpha-96A). The record is from RefSeq and is a predicted model, not a curated record. Bases 658 to 1638 code for a protein of 326 amino acids. The transcript has 7 exons. Gene Ontology annotation, molecular function: protein serine/threonine phosphatase activity. Lineage: Eukaryota; Metazoa; Arthropoda; Insecta; Diptera; Calliphoridae. Gene Ontology annotation, cellular component: nucleus; cytoplasm.
AUUUUUUAAUUGAAUUUGUACCGAUUCUGUUAUAUGCUCGUGAGAGGUGUUUUUAUUUUUUAAUAUGAAAUAAAGUUGAAAACUUAGCCGGCUAAUAAUUGAUUUUAUGCCGCCUCUAAAGUUUUUAAUGUCUGCCGCCGCCAACGUAAACAUUUAUCGGCGCAGAAUUUUGCUGCUUGUCUUCGUGUCGUGCUAAGAAAUCUGUUUUUUCAAUCAAAUCUGAGUUUUUAUAUAAAUAUUUCUUAUAAAUGCACAAAAAGUGCAAAAUAAAUGAAUUAAAUACGACGCACAAUUUGUAGAAAUCCUGGCCGAUCUUGAUUUUGCGGAAAUAAUAGAACGAUAAUUAACCAUCUACAAAUACCGACAAUUUUCUUGCCUAAAAGCUCUUCCUUUUCGUUCCCCCGCCCUUCAGUAUCAAUUUGUGCGUAGUAAGUAUACCAAAAAGAAAAGUGAACAAAUUGUGAAAUAAGAAAAUAAAAGGAAAAACAGGGAAUUAAUUUAACGUGAAAAAUAUAAAAAAAAUCUGGAAUUAUAACAGUUAAUUAAAUAAUAGCAUCAAUAUACGUUAGUAGCCGUUGAUAAUAUAAUAAAAGUCAUCAGCAAAACAGAGGAUUUAAGGGAAGAGGAAAUCAUUGAAAAAUAUACCAAAGGCAAGAGAUGUCCGACAUGAAUAUUGAUAGCAUUAUAUCAAGAUUAUUGGAAGUACGUGGCGCCAGGCCAGGAAAAAAUGUACAACUAUCUGAGAGUGAAAUACGAGGAUUAUGUUUAAAGUCUAGAGAAAUUUUUCUUUCACAACCCAUUUUGUUGGAAUUAGAGGCUCCAUUAAAAAUAUGUGGUGACAUUCACGGACAAUAUUAUGAUCUUUUGCGUCUAUUCGAAUACGGCGGAUUUCCUCCAGAAUCAAAUUAUCUGUUUUUGGGUGACUAUGUAGAUCGUGGUAAACAGUCUCUGGAAACAAUAUGUUUAUUGUUGGCGUACAAAAUCAAAUAUUCUGAAAAUUUCUUUUUACUACGUGGAAAUCAUGAAUGUGCCAGCAUUAAUCGAAUUUAUGGUUUUUAUGACGAGUGUAAAAGACGUUACACCAUUAAAUUAUGGAAAACUUUUACAGAUUGUUUCAAUUGCUUACCUGUGGCUGCUAUAGUGGAUGAAAAAAUAUUUUGCUGCCAUGGCGGUCUUAGUCCGGAUCUUACAUCAAUGGAGCAAAUAAGACGUAUCAUGCGACCUACUGAUGUACCCGAUCAAGGCCUUUUAUGUGAUCUUUUAUGGUCAGAUCCUGAUAAAGAUACAAUGGGAUGGGGAGAAAAUGAUCGUGGUGUCAGUUUUACAUUUGGUGCAGAGGUUGUGGGAAAAUUUUUACAAAAACACGAAUUUGAUUUAAUUUGUCGUGCUCAUCAAGUUGUCGAAGACGGGUAUGAAUUUUUUGCUAAACGGCAACUUGUCACACUUUUCUCAGCACCAAAUUAUUGUGGAGAAUUUGAUAAUGCGGGUGCCAUGAUGUCCGUGGAUGACACUUUAAUGUGCUCAUUCCAAAUAUUGAAACCUGCUGAUAAAAGGCGAUUUGUUUAUCCUAAUUUCGGAAGUUCAGGGCGACCUUUAACUCCUCCAAGAGGAGCCAAUAAUAAAAACAAAAAGAAAUAAGUUCAAAGUUCAAAUAGUAUGUUCAAAAAUUUUUACAAACCCAAAUGUGUGGUUAACUAAUAAAUUAUAAUAAAAAAAUGAAAACACCAUUUAAUAAAGUAAAAUCUACAAAAUGUUAACACAAACACACUCCCAUACACAUACACUGAUACGUUUUGUACAAUAAUAUUAUACAUAAAUAUUAAUUUUUUAAUCUAAUUAAAAAUGUCUACAUUUUUAGAACUUUUGUUUAACAAAUUGAAUUGUUUCCACUUUUAAUGUGUUUAUUUUUAUGCUUCCUUUUGGUUUUUUUACAUAGAAUGUAUUUUUGUUAAAAAAAAUAAUUUUAAGAUAACUUAUUGUUUUUAGUUUUGUAUUUUAUUUUUCAUUUUAAGCUACAAUUCUUUUUAAGUUGUUAGUUGUAUUUGUAUUUCAUUUUUCUUAACAUAAUGAACAUCCUUACAACUUAAAAUGAUAAUUUUUACACCAAAUAGAAAUCAACACCAGAUUUUUUAAGCAACAAAUCAUUCAAAUACUAAGAAGAAAAACAAACGAACACGAAUAUUUUUUAAUAUAAUAAAUUAUAAUAAAAAACGAAUUUGUUUCAAUCGAAUACUAAAACAUUUGAAAUGAUUUUUGUUCUUAUCAACAAUACACAAAAUCGUUUAGUUCAAAGAAAUUCAAACUAUUUAUAAUAUUUAUACACACACACUUUCACACAAAACACCGUUUCACAGGCAAGAAAUGUAAUAAAUAUAAAAUAAUUAAAUAAAUGUAUUGUAAUUGUAUAUUAUAAGCGUUAAAAAUACUACAGCAUACUUCGAAGUGGAGAAAAAAACAAAUAAGAAAAAGAAUUAACAAAAAACCUUAAAAAUGAACUUACAUUUACACAAACAAAAAAGAGGCACUUUAUAA